Molecule: messenger RNA, 543 nt
Organism: Dothidotthia symphoricarpi CBS 119687
Lineage: Eukaryota; Fungi; Ascomycota; Dothideomycetes; Pleosporales; Dothidotthiaceae
Exons: 1
Coding region: 149-484 (111 amino acids)
Source: RefSeq, a predicted model, not a curated record
UUCUCUCUUGUAUACUGUAGAAACCUACGUAAUUGCAGUACCACUAGAUUGCUACACUGUAACUAAGCCACGGCAGCUUGUAAGUCCUCCUCUGUUCGACGAGGGUACUUUGGCACUUUGAUUGGCUAUUGUUCCCUUAGCAAUUUCUAUGGUAUACGAUUACUCUUCGCAACCCUCGAACGAACGACCACAGCGCUACAUAAACACUCACAAGAACUGCUUCAACUUGUUCGUCGAGUCUUUGAAUUCUGUUCACCUGUAUCUUCACUACUUUUCCUGUCGUUACUGCAACUGGGUCGACAUCCCUUUCGACAAUCAUAUCACGCAACUUCCAUGCGGACUGGGGUUGAAAUCAUCAGACGGCACGCGGCCUGAAGAGGUUGCGACCACGAUGGUUGCAAGGUCUGCUGGGUUUCUCGUACCAAAGGUCGUUCCAUAUAGAGAGCAUCCUGACACACCUUAUGCAUCCGUCUCUAUUCUAUGACCCGCGUACCUGGCAACGACCUAGGUAAUCCCGAGAUUUACGAGCAAAUGCGUGUUGAC